Drosophila bipectinata is the source of this 2326-nucleotide messenger RNA. It is a transcript of the gene Coq8, whose product is annotated as ubiquinone biosynthesis protein COQ8, mitochondrial. The record is from RefSeq and is a predicted model, not a curated record. NCBI's taxonomy places the organism in Eukaryota, Metazoa, Arthropoda, Insecta, Diptera, Drosophilidae. Gene Ontology annotation, biological process: ubiquinone biosynthetic process.
AACAGCUGAUUUUGCCGAAACACAACAUUGCGCUUUUCUUUUUUGGCUUUGAAUUGUUGUCUCUUUUUUUUGGUGUCUUUUACGUAAUUUUCGUAAGCGACGCAUCCAUCAGCUUCCGAAAGCCCCCCACUCCGUUGGAGCACCAUCGAUCCAGGAGAACUGGUCUACCCACGCGAUGUCGCGAUCGGCGCAAGAUGUGGCCGCAGUGCUGCGCGGGCUGCGUUUGGUGGCAGAGGCGUGUGGGCGGGAACACCUCAACCAGGGCCGUCACCUGUGGAGCAACUCGAGCGUGCGCGAGCUCAUAGCAUCGAACGUCAUCGAAGCGAGUGAGUCACUGAAGCGAUCUGGCCAGCAGCCCACCGAGGAGCUCAAAAAAUUACAGCAGACCCUCCAGGAGACUGGAGAACGUGGCUACGUGGUCGCCAAAGGCAUCUGUUCGCUGCUAGAGACGAAAAUCCGUACGAACCAACCGGAAUUGCAAAGCAAAUCCACACCUGCUGCUGCUUACAGAGAUCCUGGCCAGAGAUCAUCCGCUCCAGCUGCGAGGGUGGUUCGCACCGAUCUGGAUGCCGCCAACUUGGACAUAUCGUCCAUAACGCUGCAGGAGUUCGAGGAGAUACUCUCCAAGCGCAACCAGAACCGAAGCGUCAGCCUGAGAACCCCAACCACCAAGAGCAGUCAAAAGAACCAGGCGGGAAUGGACAGGCAGAAGGAGAAGGACCACCAGCCCGAUCAGAAGUCGAAGCAAGGAGCUACUGGUGAUCCUGGAAUCAUCACCAAGGACACCCAGUACGUGGACAAUGUGAUGCGCUUCGUGGCGGGCGCCCAGCCCGAGGGAAAGCCGGCCACAGAGUCCUCCACGCCGCCGAAGGACGGCGUCCAGGAGCUCAGCGCAGUGGCCAAGCAGCGAAAGGUACCCUCCUCGCGCCUGGGCAGGAUGGCCUCGUUCGGCGGCCUCUUCGCUGGCCUGGGCAUCGGGACGCUGAACGAACUGACCAAGGGCGCCCUGGGUCUGGGCGGGUCCACCAACAUGCGCGAGGCCUUCCUCAGUCCCGCCAACGCGGAGAGGAUUGUGGACACGCUGUGCAAGGUGCGAGGAGCGGCCCUGAAGAUCGGACAAAUCCUGAGCAUCCAGGACUCGAGUGUGGUGUCGCCGCAGCUGGCCAAGGCCUUCGAGCGGGUGCGCCAGGCGGCGGACUACAUGCCCGACUGGCAGGUGGAGCGCGUGAUGAACACCCAGCUGGGAGCCGACUGGCGCAGCCAGCUCCAGAAGUUCGAGGACAAGCCCUUCGCCGCCGCCUCCAUCGGGCAGGUGCACCGGGCCACCCUGCUGGACGGCAUGGACGUGGCCAUCAAGAUCCAGUACCCGGGCGUGGCCCAGAGCAUCGAGAGCGACAUCGACAACCUGGUCGGCAUGCUCAAGGUGUGGGACGUCUUCCCGCAGGGUUUCUUCAUCGACAACGUGGUGCGGGUGGCGAAGCGGGAGCUGCAGUGGGAGGUGGACUAUGCCCGCGAGGCGGAGUACACCGAGAAGUUCCGCCAGAUGAUAGCCCCCUAUCCGGAGUACUAUGUCCCGCGCGUCAUCAAGGAGCUGACCACCUCGAGUGUCCUCACCACGGAGUAUGUGCCCGGAGUGCCUUUGGAUAAGUGCUUCGACUUGAGCUACGAGCACCGCCGGCACAUCGCCGUCUCCGUCCUGAAGCUGUGCCUGCGCGAGCUCUUCGAGAUCGAGUGCAUGCAGACGGACCCUAACUGGUCCAACUUCCUGUACGACGCCCCCAGCCGGCGGCUGAUGCUGAUCGACUUUGGAUCGACGCGGUUCUAUCGCCACGAGUUCAUCCGCAACUACCGGCAGGUGAUCAUCAGCGCGGCCGAGAACAACCGGCAGGGUGUCCUCGAGAUGUCCCGCCAGAUGGGCUUCCUCACCGGCUACGAAACGAAGCAAAUGGAGCAGGCCCACGUCGACGCGGUGAUGAUUCUGGGCGAGAUCUUCCGCUACGACGGCGACUUUGACUUUGGCAAGCAGAACACCACCGAGAGACUGGCGGCUCUGGUGCCCACGAUGGUGGCCCAUCGCCUGUGUCCGCCGCCCGAGGAGAUCUACUCCAUCCACCGCAAGCUCUCCGGCAUCUUCCUCCUCUGUGCUCGCCUCAAUGUCAAGAUGAACUGUGUGCCCCUCUACAAGGAGAUAGUCCUGGGCAAGUUCAAGGACUAAAACGGGUGGUCUGUCUGGGUGUCUUUUGUACUUUGUUGGCCUUUUUUGGAAAGCGAUAGCACAAUAAUAGAAUGUUUUAAAAUAAAAAUUUAAAAACCUAAAAUACUAGUA